CAGGCUGUGAGGUGACACGGAGCUGUGCCUGGGGAAGGGGUGAGGGCGGCAAGUAGCUCGGCAGGGCGGCGGCGGCCGCGGCGGUGGGGACGACGGCGGGCGCCUAGAUUUAUUUCCUAUCAACCACUGAUGAAGAUAUAUCUGUGUAUGUGCUGGAGUGACUGCCAGAACUCCCCUUUAUUGGCAAGAGACAGUCCAUUUGGUUCACUAAUUUUUGUUUUCCCUACUGCUUUGAGCUUUACUGUAAUGGCUGAAAAACUUGGAAAAUAAAAUGAACGUGCUGUGGUCUUGAACAUAAUUUUUUUGAGGAAAAAUUAAAGUGCCAGAGUGAAAGCCACAAUGGCAUCCAGAGAGAGGCUCUUUGAACUUUGGAUGCUUUAUUGUACAAAGAAAGAUCCAGAUUAUCUGAAGCUAUGGUUGGACAAUUUUGUUUCUAGCUAUGAACAGUUUUUAGAUGUCGACUUUGAAAAGCUGCCUACCAGGGUAGAUGAUAUGCCUCCGGGAAUAUCUCUGCUUCCUGAUAAUAUUCUUCAGGUUCUGAGGAUGCAGCUACUACAGUGUGUUCAGAAAACAGCCGAUGGUUUAGAGGAACAACAACAAGCCUUGUCAAUUUUGCUUGUCAAGUUCUUCAUUAUUCUUUGCAGAAAUCUUUCAAAUGUAGAAGAAAUUGGGACUUGCUCUUAUAUUAACCAUGUCAUCACCAUGACAACACUCUAUAUUCAGCAAUUAAAAAGCAAACAAAAGGAGAAGGAAAUGGCGGAUCAGACAUCUAUUGAAGAAUUUGUGAUCCAUGCAUUGGCAUUUUGUGAAAGUUUGUAUGAUCCAUAUAGGAAUUGGAGACAUAGAAUUUCGGGACGAAUCCUUAGUUCUGUGGAAAAGAGCAGACAGAAAUAUAAGCCAGCUUCUCUCACAGUGGAGUUUGUUCCUUUCUUUUAUCAAUGUUUUCAGGAAAGUGAACAUCUCAAGGAAAGUCUUAAAUGUUGCUUACUACAUCUCUUUGGAGCCAUUGUAGCCGGUGGGCAGAAAAAUGCUUUGCAAGCAAUUUCUCCAGCCACCAUGGAAGUUCUUAUGCGAAUUUUGGCAGAUUGUGAUUCUUGGGAGGAUAGCGAUCCUGAAGAAGUGGGGAGGAAGGUAGAACUAACUCUGAAGUGCCUUACAGAAGUGGUACAUAUCCUUCUCACUAGCAGCUCUGACCAGCGUCAAGUGGAAACCAGUACUAUUUUGGAGAACUAUUUUAAGUUCCUCAAUUCAGAUCAUUCUGCUUUACCUAAUAAAAAGAGAUCCAGACAGUGGGAAAGCCGGUUUAUAGCUCUACAGAUCAAAAUGCUGAAUACCAUCACAGCCAUGUUAGAUUGCACAGAUAGACCUGUUCUUCAGGCCAUUUUUCUUAACAGUAAUUGUUUUGAACAUCUCAUACGACUGCUACAGAACUGCAAGGUGUUUCAGGGCCAGUUGGAUUGCUUGGCAGUAUCAACCAUUCAGGCUCUGACAGCAGUAAUGAACAAAUCUCCAGCUGCUAAGGAAGUAUUCAAAGAAAGAAUCGGUUAUUUACAUAUGUUUGAAGUUCUAAAAUCUUUGGGUCAGCCAUCACUGGAACUGCUUAAAGAACUUAUGAAUAUGGCUGUAGAGGGUGAUCACACAUCAGUUGGGAUUUUGGGCAUUAGUAAUGUCCAUCCUCUCUUGCUUCUUAUCCAGUGGCUUCCAGAGCUAGAAUCCUAUGACCUGCAAAUCUUCAUUUCUGAUUGGCUGAAAAGAAUUUGUUGUAUUAAUAGGCAAAGUCGAACUACUUGUGUCAAUGCAAACAUGGGAAUUAGAAUAAUUGAAACCCUUGAAUCCCAUUCUUCCCUCCAUCGACUGUGUGCUGAGAACUUGAUUGCAAUCCAUGGUUCCCUGGGGAGUCAGUCAGUGAGCUUAGAAGAAGUCCGUCGACUCCUAAGAUUGCUGAGAGUGGAUGAAUCUGCAUGUAUACACUCAUACACCAUUCCUGUGACUCGAGCAAUCCUGACAAUGGCCCGAAAACAAAGUCUAGAAAGUGCCCUUCAGUAUUUUAAUUUAUCACAUAGUAUGGCAGGAAUUUCUGUUCCUCCCAUACAGAAAUGGCCAGGGUCUGCAUUUUCUUUCAGUGCUUGGUUUUGUUUAGAUCAGGAUCAGUUGACUCUUGGCAUUGCUAACAAAGGAGGAAAAAGAAAGCAGUUAUACAGCUUUUUUACAGGAAGUGGCAUGGGUUUUGAAGCUUUUAUUACCCAUUCAGGUAUGUUAGUUGUGGCGGUGUGCACAAAAAGAGAAUAUGCAACAGUUCUCCUUCCUGACCACAGUUUCUGUGAUUCUCUCUGGCACAAUAUAACAAUUGUUCACAUGCCGGGAAAAAGGCCCUUUGGUCAGAGUCUUGUCUAUAUAUAUGACAAUGGACAACAGAAGGUCUCUGCCCCUCUCAGAUUUCCUGCCAUGAAUGAACCUUUUAUUUCCUGUUGUAUUGGUUCAGCUGGGCAAAGAACCACCACUCCUCCACCAUCCCAAAUCCCAGAUCCACCAUUUUCUUCACCCAUCACCCCUCAUCGGACAUCAUUUGGUGGAAUUUUGUCAUCAGCCUCCUGGGGAGGUACAAUUGAAAAAUCAAAAUCUGUUACCAAAUUAAUAUCAGCUGGAACCCAAGAUAGUGAAUGGGGAUGUCCCACAUCCCUGGAGGGCCAGCUAGGUUCUGUUAUCAUCUUCUAUGAAGCACUACAGCCUCCUCAUGUGAAGGCAUUAUAUUUAGCAGGUCCAAAUUGUUUAAGUCCUUGGAAAUGUCAAGAGUCUGAUAUGGCUGACCUGCCUGGUAACAUCCUUCUUCACUACACAGCAAAGGCCUGCAAAAAUUCAAUUUGCCUUGAUUUAUCUACUAAUUGUUUACAUGGAAGAUUAACAGGAAAUAAAGUAGUGAACUGGGACAUUAAGGACAUCAUAAACUGCAUCGGUGGAUUAAACAUCCUCUUUCCUUUAUUGGAACAAAUCAGCUACUUUAAUGAAGGACAGAUGGCUGAAGGAAUGAAUGAAAGCACAGUUCCUGAAUUGAUAGCACCCAUAGAAGGAGAGUGUAUGAUAUUGGCCUCCACAAAAGCAUCAGAGUCCAGACUAGAAAAAAAUCUAGUUGCAACAUUUAUCUUGAUUAUGAAGCACUUUAUUCAGAGACAUCCUAUCAACCAGGACAAUCUUAUUCAGUCCCAUGGAGUUGCAACUCUUGGUGCCUUACUUCAGAAGGUGCCAGGUACCUUAAUGGAUGUUAAUGUAUUGAUGGCAAUUCAACUACUAAUUGAACAAGUAUCAGUAGAGAAAAAUAUGCCCCUGCUGCAGCAAAUGUAUCAUUAUUUACUCUUUGAUUUCAAUAUUUGGAACCGUGGAGAUUUUCCCUUUCGAAUUGGUCAUAUACAAUACCUUUCAACGAUUAUUAAAGAUAGCAGGAGAGUUUUCCGAAAGAAGUAUGGUGUGCAGUUCCUCCUAGAUACACUUAGGAUUUAUUAUGGAUGUGGUUGUAAAUAUAAUGAACUAUCUCCAGAUGAUAUUCGAACAAUAAGGACUUCUUUAUAUGGAUUAAUUAAAUAUUUUCUGUGCAAAGGUGGAACUCAUGAAGAAAUACAAAGUAUUAUGGGUUACAUAGCUGCUACUAAUGAAGAAGAACAGCUCUUUGGAAUUUUGGAUGUAGUCUUUGGUCUACUACGUACCAGCCCAACUAGAGGACAGCUUUUCUUACUGCUGUUUGAACCAGGAAAUGCUGAUAUACUUUAUGCCUUGCUGUUAAAUCAGAAAUAUUCGGACAAAUUAAGAGAAAUCAUUUUUAAGGUUAUGGAACAAAUGUUGAAAUGCAAAAAUGUGUAUGAACGAAGUAAACAACGUAUUCGACUUAGAGAAGUUGGCUACUCAGGAUUGGGACUCCUUCUUAAUGAAUCACUCAUUAAUACUACUCUCAUUAAAAAUCUUACCAAUCAAAUCAUCAAUACAGAUCCUGUUAUUAAUUUCAAGGAUCUGCUAUCUGUUGUAUAUAUAUCACACAGAACAUACAUAAAUGUCAGAGUGGUUCUCUGUAGAAAGAAAAUGUUAGAGUGGGCAGUCACAGAAAACAGAGAAGCAAAAAUUAAUCUGAUAACUGCUGAAAAUGCCUUCCGACUUACACUGAUCAUACAAGACUUUCUAUACUCUGAGGGACUAGUCAAUUCAAACAUGUGGGCUGAGAAGCUGUUAGAGGAUAUCAUGCUACUCUUCGACUGUCUGUCAUUAUGGUAUUCUGAGAGUCCAGUGUGGGUAAAACUCUCUCAAAUUCAGAUCCAGUUGCUUUUGGGAUUCAUUGAAAAGGGAAGUUUGCAGGUUUGUGCAAUGGCAUCAGCUAAGCUAAAUACCCUUCUUCAGACUAAAGUGAUUGAAAAUCAGGAUGAAGCCUGUUACAUUUUAGGGAAGCUAGAACAUGUUCUUAGUCAGUCAAUCAAAGAACAGACUGAAAUGUAUUCAUUUCUGAUUCCCCUUGUUCGUACUCUGGUUUCAAAAAUUUAUGAGCUUCUCUUCAUGAACUUGCACCUACCUUCUUUACCUUUUACCAAUGGUAGUUCCUCAUUUUUUGAAGAUUUUCAAGAUUAUUGCAGUUCAAAUGAAUGGCAAGUUUACAUUGAGAAAUAUAUUGUACCUUACAUGAAGCAGUAUGAAACACAUACAUUUUAUGAUGGUCAUGAAAACAUGGCACUUUAUUGGAAGAAUUGUUAUGAAUCCUUAAUGGUGAAUAUGCAUAAACGAGAUCGAGAAGGAGGGGAAAGCAAGCUCAAAUUUCAGGAGUUUUUUGUGGAGCCAUUUAAUCGAAAAGCACGCCAAGAAAACUUGAGGUAUAAUAAUAUGCUUAAACAACUUAAUAGCCAACAGUUGGCUACUCUUAGAUGCUGGAAGGCAGUGCGACUCUAUAUCACAGGCGAAAGAGGUCCUUGGGCGGAAAGGAAACAGACUCCAAUUCACUGGAAACUAGCUAAUGUAGAAAAUUAUUCCCGCAUGAGACUCAAACUGAUGCCAAAUUAUAAUUUCAAAACACAUGAAGAAGCUAGUGCCUUAAGAGAUAAUUUUGGUGUCCAACAGUCACAGCCUUCCAGUGAUUCGUUGCUUUUGGAAGCAGUAAAACAAGUUAAAGUUAGUGAUUUGGAGGAGGAUAAAUUAGAACUUCUUGAAGAAGACUUAACAGCCAAAGUAUAUAUUGAUGACAAAGAACAGGAUCAAAAAGAAAAAUUGGUGUUGACAGAAGACUGUGAACUCAUUACAAUAAUUGACAUAAUUCCUGGCAGAUUAGAAAUCACUACUCAGCAUAUUUACUUCUAUGAUAGCAGCAUUGAAAAAGAAGAUGGAAUAGGCUUUGAUUUCAAGUGGCCUCAUUCUCAAGUUCGAGAGAUUCACUUACGGCGUUACAAUUUAAGGAGAUCAGCUCUUGAGAUUUUCCAUGUUGACCAAUCCAACUACUUUCUUAAUUUCAAAAAAGAGGUUAGAAAUAAAGUAUAUAGCAGACUGUUGUCCCUUCAUUCUCCAAAUAGUUAUGGGACGAGAUCACCACAGGAGUUAUUCAAAGCAUCAGGACUGACACAGAAAUGGGUGAACAGAGAGAUAUCAAAUUUUGACUAUCUCAUUCAAAUAAAUACCAUGGCAGGAAGAACCUAUAAUGACCUUGCACAAUAUCCUGUGUUUCCCUGGAUUUUACAAGAUUAUACUUCAGAAGAGUUGGAUCUUAAUAAUCCUGCCGUAUUUCGAGAUCUUUCUAAACCAAUUGGAGUAGUUAAUGAUAAAAAUGCCAAAGCCAUGCGAGAAAAAUAUGAAAAUUUUGAGGAUCCUAUGGGAACUGUUGAUAAGUUUCAUUAUGGUACUCACUAUUCCAAUUCUGCAGGAGUCAUGCACUAUCUUAUCCGGGUAGAACCAUUUACUACCCUCCAUAUUCAGCUUCAGAGUGGAAGGUUUGACUGUGCUGACCGACAGUUCCAUUCCAUUCCUGCUACCUGGCAAGCGCUCAUGGAUAAUCCUUAUGAUGUGAAAGAACUUAUUCCUGAAUUCUUCUAUUUCCCAGAGUUUUUGGAAAAUCAAAAUCAUUUUAAUUUGGGUCGUCUUCAAGUCUCCAAAGAGCUAGUAAAUGAUGUCAUUCUUCCCAAAUGGGCUAAAUCAGCUGAAGAUUUCAUCUGUAAACAUAGAAAAGCUCUGGAGUCUGAAUAUGUUUCUGCUCACCUUCAUGAAUGGAUAGAUCUAAUUUUUGGGUAUAAGCAGAGAGGUCCAGCAGCAGUGGAAGCACUUAAUGUUUUCUAUUACUGUACUUAUGAAGGAGCUGUUGAUCUGGAUGCCUUAACAGAUGAAAAGGAAAGAAAAGCCUUAGAAGGGAUGAUUAAUAAUUUUGGGCAAACACCCUGUCAGUUGUUAAAGGAACCACAUCCUCCUAGAUUAUCAGCAGAAGAAGCAAUACAGAAGCAGACCAAGACAGACACAUCAACUCUCAACCUAUUUCAACAUCUCCCUGAACUCAAGUCAUUUUUUAUAGAGGGCAUUAGUGAUGGUAUUCCACUAUUAAAGGCCAUUGUCCCCAAAAAUCAGUCUCGUUCUUUUAUGUCUCAAGGCAGCCCUGAGUUACUGGUAACAGUGAGUAUGAAUUAUGUUAUUGGAACCCAUGGAUGGCUGCCUUAUGAUAGAAACAUUUCUAAUUAUUUUACAUUCAUCAAGGAUCAAACAGUGACAAAUCCAAAAACUCAACGUAGUAUGAAUGGUCCUUUUGCUCCAGGGCUGGAGAUUACCUCCAAGCUGUUUGUGGUUUCACAUGAUGCAAAGUUGCUCUUCAGUGCUGGACACUGGGAUAAUAGCAUUCAAGUGAUGUCACUUACAAGAGGCAAAAUUAUCUCACACAACAUCAGACAUAUGGAUAUUGUGACUUGCUUAGCUACAGAUCACUGUGGAAUUCAUUUGAUUUCCGGUUCCAGAGAUACUACAUGUAUGAUAUGGCAAAUAAUAAAUCAGGGAGGCACUCCUGUGGGCUUAACAUCUAAACCUCUUCAGGUUUUAUAUGGACACACUGAUGAAGUAUUGAGUGUGGGCAUCAGCACAGAACUAGACAUGGCAGUGUCAGGAUCAAGGUCUUCUAGCUUGACUCUGAGUGUCACUCCAUUAGCCAUGAGAUUGCCUAUCCACUGUGUUUGUGUGACCAAAGAAUACAGCCAUAUUCUUGUAGGUUUAGAAGAUGGAAAAUUGAUUGUAGUGGGUGUUGGCAAGCCAGCUGAGAUGCGUUCGGGUCAGCUUUCUCGAAAAUUGUGGGGAUCUAGUAAGCGACUCAGCCAGAUUUCAGCUGGAGAAACAGAAUAUAAUACUCAAGAUUCCAAGUGAUUACUUUUCUAUCCUCCCACGAUGAAUAACUGAAUCUUGAUUUACUGCUUUGUAAUCCUAACCACAUCUCUCCACUGUCCAAAGGCCUUAAGUCUUUUAUCCCUAAAAAAGUAAUUUAGAGAUUACUAUAAUUUGGUACAUUAGGUUGUUUUAUUACCAACAUUCAAAAUUUGUGGUUAACAUGGAAUUGAGGCUUAUUAACUAACUCUUGGUCUAUAUACUAAAUUAGAUUUGAGAAAAUAUUUGAUUUAGCUCAGUGACUCAUUACUAAAGAUCAUUAAAUACAUUUUUUAAACUUCCAAAAUUAAGAAAUCAUGUUCAAUUCAUUAAUUUUGAAUAGAAAAAUGAAAGGUAUCUUUAUUAAAAGUGUAGAUAAUAGGACCGUUGAGAAAUGUGGCUUUUCAUUCCUUCUUUAAUCAUUUUCCUAUUUACUACUACAUAAGUAAUAUCAGUUCACUUAAGAACCUUCUGAUAGAAGUAAAUAAAUUUUAAGGUACUGCUGCGCACUCAGAUUUUCAAAAGUUCCAAUUUAUGUACUAAGAUUAUAAUCACAGUAUUGAAACUGGCAGUUGGUUCAUCCCACUACUAUUUAACAUACUAGUAAUGAAAAUUUAUUGAGUUGUAUUAUUCUUUUUAAAUAAUAAAAAUUGGGUAGGAGAAAGGUAAACUAGAGAUGUAUUUCACAGAUACAAUUCCUUAAUAGUAUAUUUAAGCAAGAAUGCUGACUGUGACUUUGAAGAUUUGUCUUUUAAAAGUAGCAUAUGUUGUACAAUUUACAUUGAAAUUUUCAAAUUAUCUUGACUUUUUUUCUAAUAAGUAUAUACUAUGUUUUGCUCUGAUAAUUAGAAGAAUUAGUAAUAAUAUUCAGAUGUACUACUUUCAUAUGUUGAAUGCAUUUUCAGGAAAGAAUGAUUUCAGAGUUUCCUUAGUCUGUGAACAAUGAUAACAAAAGACUUCUCAAGUUUUUGUUUGUAUUUGGUUUUUUUGUGCAUGUGAGUGUGCUGGUACUGGGGCUUGAUCUCAAGGCCUAAUGCUCUUGCUUGGAUUUUUACUCAAGACUGGCACUCUACUUGAUCCACUUGAUCUACUUGAUCCAUUUCUGGCCUUUUGCUGGCUAAUUGGUGAUAAGAGUCUAAAAGACUUUUCUGCCCAUACUGG
Messenger RNA from Dipodomys ordii (Ord's kangaroo rat), 8511 nucleotides. RefSeq names its product neurobeachin-like 1 (gene Nbeal1). NCBI's taxonomy places the organism in Eukaryota, Metazoa, Chordata, Mammalia, Rodentia, Heteromyidae. Gene Ontology annotation, biological process: intracellular protein localization. The transcript has 52 exons. Gene Ontology annotation, molecular function: protein kinase binding. Bases 340 to 7353 code for a protein of 2337 amino acids. Gene Ontology annotation, cellular component: cytosol; membrane. The record is from RefSeq and is a predicted model, not a curated record.